GGUACCAACUGGGAUGGCCAGAUUGUUACUGAUUUAGUAAUAACAUCUGCAAAGAAAUAUGAACCAGAGAAGUUGGAUGAAAAACUUCUCCUAGCGGAAUUUCCAUAUCUCGAAAUAGGAGAUACUGAAAAGUAUAAGAGGAUGGAUACUUAUCCUUCCAGGAGAGUGAUGUUUACUCAUCUCCGUCCUGAUAGAUUCCCACCAUCUAUUUUCAAGAACAAAGCCAAAGUACUGAUGCUGAUUCGAAAUCCAAAAGAUGUUGCUGUAUCUUUUUUCCAUUUUUCAAAGAACUUCAGUCCUACUCCUCCCUAUGAUACAUUUGAAGAGUUCUUCCGAGCUUUGAUGAUAGGAAAAAUUCCCUGGGGAUCCUAUAUAGAGUAUCUUUGUACAUGGAACAAGUAUAUUGAUAAAGAAAAUGUCCUGCCAAUAACAUACGAAGAGAUAAAAGAGGUACUGUUAAUAUUGUUCAGAUAUAUGGAUUCUUAUAGUCAUAUACAGCAAUGAAUGGAAAAAUUUAGAGAAAGAAUGAUGCGAAUUUUAGGGCGUAGUAGGAAUUUAAAACCAGAACUUUUGGAACAAAUCAGAUCAGAAUUCUAAUCACUGCUAGAUGUGCAGAAUCCAUUCCAGAUAUCAAUUAAGCUUUCCCAAAAUUUCUGCUAGAGUAUAGAUGACCUAUGACCUCCAGGUUUCCUGAGAGAAAUUCAUGAAGUUUAUAAUUAAGAAAGACCCAUGAUCCUCCAGCAGAUAGCCUGUAUGAUUUUCAGCUAAAGAAACUCUGCAUUUGUUUAUUGAUUCUUUCCCUCCCCCCCCCCAAUAAUUAUUUUGCCCCUUUCUGCUCUGGGGAAGAAGUAGAAAUAACUGUGCCAACCAGCCAACCAUAGCAUAAACAAUGUCCAUCAAGAUGAAAUGGGAUCAAACUGAGCAUGGGGAAAUUGUGUUUGCUCCCUGAAAUAGUAUGUGUGUAUGUACAUAUAUUUAUACAUAUAUUUUUAUAUUCAUGUAGAUCUUUCAUUUAUUUACUUGACAUAAGGAAUGUAGAAUAUCACCAUAGCAUUUAGAAUUAGAAAAUCAGAAUGAAUCUUAGACAUGGAAGUCAUAUAUUUGCAUCAUUCCCUUCCCAAAGUUGGUCUUUCUUAGAAAUGGGACAGCAAUACAAAUUGAUCCCUUUUUCAGACCCCAGCUUUAGGAGCCAAAAAGAUUUCCAC
Thamnophis sirtalis is the source of this 1205-nucleotide messenger RNA. Lineage: Eukaryota; Metazoa; Chordata; Lepidosauria; Squamata; Natricidae. The record is from RefSeq and is a predicted model, not a curated record.